AUGAAGAUGGAGAAGAGGAGCGUGUCACUGGGGUAUCUCGAGGAUAUCUCGUUCCAGGCAACGCGACUUCCAGGGAUAGGAGAAGGGAAAGUGAAAGAGAAACGGGGAAAAAGAAGGACGAUUGAGCUGAUAACCCCCCAGCGCAUCCAGCAAUGCCAUGAGCAUGGCCAAUAUGACGUACACGACCUCAUCACCGGCGGCGACGACAGCAGGGCAAGGCAAUAA
This is a messenger RNA of Penicillium alfredii, 225 nucleotides long. RefSeq lists its product as uncharacterized. The record is from RefSeq and is a predicted model, not a curated record. NCBI's taxonomy places the organism in Eukaryota, Fungi, Ascomycota, Eurotiomycetes, Eurotiales, Aspergillaceae. The transcript has a single exon. The coding region runs from base 1 to 225 and encodes 74 amino acids.